Messenger RNA from Glossina fuscipes, 234 nucleotides. Its product is annotated as protease inhibitor-like. Lineage: Eukaryota; Metazoa; Arthropoda; Insecta; Diptera; Glossinidae. The coding region runs from base 1 to 234 and encodes 77 amino acids. Gene Ontology annotation, molecular function: serine-type endopeptidase inhibitor activity. The record is from RefSeq and is a predicted model, not a curated record. The transcript is spliced from 2 exons.
AUGAAAUCUCUUUUAUUUCUUUUAAGUGCUGUUUUAGUGUUAUGCGCCGUGGUACAAGCCGCUGAAAAAUCAGACUGCUCGUUACCAAAGGAAAUCGGACCUUGUCGCGCUUCGUAUUUAAAAUUCUAUUAUAACAGUGGGACAAAAGCCUGCAACGAAUUCUUCUAUGGAGGCUGUCAAGGCAACGCAAAUCGUUUCGAUACUAAAGAAGAAUGUGAAAACUUAUGUUUUUAA